This is a messenger RNA of Theileria annulata, 1203 nucleotides long. Its product is annotated as SfiI-subtelomeric fragment related protein family member, putative. The record is from RefSeq and is a predicted model, not a curated record. NCBI's taxonomy places the organism in Eukaryota, Apicomplexa, Aconoidasida, Piroplasmida, Theileriidae. Bases 1 to 1203 code for a protein of 400 amino acids. The transcript has a single exon.
AUGCUCAAACCACUUGACUUGGACAUACUGACUCUCAAAUCAAAAAGUACUGGCCUGAAAAGGCUAUUUGAACUGUUUUUACCCUUUUUCGAUUUUAAUGGAGUACUAGAGAACGGGAAAUAUACAUCCAAGGAAGGCUAUGGAAUAUCUAAAAUAAUUGAUGGAACUGAAGAUGUGUGGACUGCACGAGAUGAGAGUGAAUACGCAACCAAAGCAUUUAUAUCAUCUUCGUACAAGAAAUACGUCGUAAUUAAGUUGCUUAAUGGAGACUACGAAGUGUUUCAUAACUCCAGAAACGGCCAUGGCUGGAGAGAAAUAACUGAGGAUUGUCUGUACAUUAGUAAAAUAAGGUUAUUUGACGAAUCUGGAAACGAAGUAACUGAGCCUGAACUAUCACAUAGUUUGAUUUCAUCAGAUUUCAUAAUUAAUUUGAAUUUCAAAUGUUCUAAGAUCAAGUAUGGUACUCAUACGGUAUGGAAGUUAGCAAAUUCACAUGAUGAAUUACCACAAGCUUUGUUAGUGAGUUUGAAAUACCAACAUAUGUCACUUCUGCUUAAAAACUGUAAGAAGGUUGUAGUUUUUAUCAACUAUAACAUUGUCAAGAACGUUUUACAGUUGAAACCUGUAGAGGUGGACGGAGAUAUUGAGAUGACAACAGAAAAUAUAGUGUAUCGUGAACCUUUUAAUAAAAUUUAUGAAGCAAACCGUGGAUUGGGAAUUUGUUCUUUCAAGCUCAAUAAUGAGGUUGUUUGGAAGGCAAAGGACACGAGUGAAUAUGCAGUCAAGAUCAUCUAUUCUGAAUAUCUAACAAGUAAAAUCCUUUUAAUUUACAACAACAUCGAUUACACUGUACUUUCCAAGUCAUUUAGUGAGACUUGGCAGGAUGCAACAGUUCACAGCCGUGAUUUAUCAAAACUGAGGUUCUUCGACGACAAAAAGAACCAAUUUGACAUUUUUGACACAUUUUUUUAUUCCGAUGAGAGCAAAAUCGUAAUUUAUUUUUAUUGCAACUGUUCUCAGAUUAAUUACGGGGAUAAGGUUAUAUGGAAGAGGAAGAUGUUUCAAAAAUACCCUCUUGACAUAUCAAUUGACUUAAUGGACAACAUUGUAGAUUUUCAUUUCAAAAACGGAAUUAAUAAAUACUAUUUCACGGAUGAUGGUCUCGGUCGCUUUGUACUAGAUAAGACCGAGUCCCGUUGCUAG